Thunnus maccoyii (southern bluefin tuna) is the source of this 3155-nucleotide messenger RNA. RefSeq names its product kynureninase (gene kynu). The transcript has 17 exons. Bases 488 to 1909 code for a protein of 473 amino acids. NCBI's taxonomy places the organism in Eukaryota, Metazoa, Chordata, Actinopteri, Scombriformes, Scombridae. Gene Ontology annotation, molecular function: pyridoxal phosphate binding; kynureninase activity. Gene Ontology annotation, biological process: NAD+ biosynthetic process. Gene Ontology annotation, cellular component: cytoplasm. The record is from RefSeq and is a predicted model, not a curated record.
AGUCUGUAUGCGUAGUAAAAGAGGAUGUGUGACAUCUGGAAGCGCUCAGGAGGCAGGACUGAAACUUUCCACCCACCCCCUUGUCGUUUCUCAGGGCACCAACAUCAAAGGAGGCUGCAGAUAAUGUUUUCUCUGCCCUAAAGACGCUUCAAUGAGGAGCCACCAAUGCAGCCUGAAACCCAGGAGGUUCUCGAGAGUCUAAUGUUUGAUGAUACGGUUUUUUGCAGGUUCAAACACAGUUUGAUGCAGUGUGGAUGGAAAAUAUUACUUUCAGCAGGAGUGGGAGCAGCAGCUAAUGUGAUGGAAUGAAAGCUGACGGCUUAGUGAGCUGUGAAGAGGAGAUGAAUAAUGAGGCAGAGAAGAAAAGAAGUUUGGUGUGAAAGAACUUGACUGGCCUGCACAGAACCCUGAUCUCAACCCCAUCCAACACCUUUGGCAUGAACUGGAACGCAGACUGCAUCAGCUGUCCACAUACUUUUGUCCAUGAAUGGAUGCCAACGGCCCUCCAGUCUCAGUAAUGGACCCGUUCAUCGGCUCAACUCCGAGAGAAACUCUGGAGCGAGUUUCAGCCUCGCUGGGCUGCAGUCCCACCUCCGCAGAAGUGGCUACUUACCUUGACAAACACGACAAACUGCGACACCUCAGGGGGGAAUUUCUGGUGCCCAAAAUUGCAGAUUUGCCUCCUUCUGAUCUCUCGUUGGUCGAUGGCACCAAAGAAUGCAUCUACCUGGUGGGAAACUCGUUGGGGCUUCAGCCCAAAAUGGCCAGGAAGUACCUGGAAGAGGAGCUGGAGAAGUGGGCCAAAACGGGUGUCCAUGGUCACACAGAAGGCUCUCGACCUUGGGCGUGGGCUGAAAACAACAUAGAGGAACUCAUGGCUAAUAUUGUUGGAGCUAAAACUGAGGAGGUGGCGAUCAUGAACGGCCUGACUGUUAAUUUACACCUUCUAAUGCUCUCCUUCUACAAACCCACAGCGACUCGCCACAAAAUCCUUCUAGAGGACAAGGCAUUUCCUUCAGAUCAUUACGCUGUAGAAUCUCAGAUCCGACUGCGAGGAUUCGACCCUCAGCAGAGCAUGCUGCUGCUGUCACCCAGACCGGGAGAGGAGACUCUGAGGACGGAGGACAUCCUCGAGGUGAUCGAGAAGGAGGGCGACUCUAUCGCCGUGGUGAUGUUCAGUGGAGUUCAGUACUACACCGGACAACUGUUCAACAUGGCUGCCAUCACUGAGGCUGGUCAGAGGAAGGGCUGUUACGUUGGUUUUGAUUGCGCUCACGCGGCCGGCAACGCCGAGCUGAAGCUGCACGACUGGGGGGUCGACUUCGCCUGCUGGUGCUCCUACAAGUAUAUAAAUUCAGGUGCUGGUGGUUUAGCUGGAGCGUUUAUCCACGAGAAACAUAAACACACCGUCAAACCAGCGUUGUUGGGAUGGUGGGGACACGACCUGAAGACUCGGUUCCAGAUGAAUAAUGUGAUGGAGCUGCAGCCCGGAGUGAGCGGAUACAGGCUGUCGAACCAGCCCAUCCUGCUGGUCUGCCCGCUGCAGGCCAGUUUAGAGGUGUUCAACAUGACCAGCAUGCAGGCGUUACGCAGGAAGUCUCUUCUGCUGACGGGCUACCUGGAGUAUCUGAUCCAGCACUACUACUCCAAAGACCCCUACCGCCCCCACAAACCUCAUGUCCACAUCAUCACGCCCUCUGACCCCCAGCAGAGAGGCUGCCAGCUCUCGCUCUCCUUCUCCGUCCCCAUCCGAAAAGUCUUCCAGGAGCUGGAGAAGAGGGGAGUCGCUUGUGACAUGAGGGAGCCCAGCGUGCUUCGCAUCGCUCCGGUGCCGCUCUACAACUCCUUCAGCGACGUUCAUCGCUUCAUAGAAACCCUCGGAUCAUCUCUCGCCGCCAGCAGCCAGUGAACGAACGAAUGAAUGAAUGAAUAAAUGAAUGAAUGAAUGAAUGAAGAGUGGACUGUGGUUUUGCUGUGAAAAUAUCAGAUCUGACUGCUGCAAACACCUGAAGCUGAAGCAGAGUUUAAGACCGUUUUAUGAUGUGUGAAAUUUGAAAUGAAAAUUACUAAUAUUUUAAUAAUUUAUUCACUGCUGGUACCUUUUAAGGGCGUGAUUACCUUUAAAUCCAAAAAUGGAUGUUUUGUUUUCUGGGAAUUACACUUGAGAACAAUUGUAAUUGCUGUUAACCCGUUUUUCACUCUACUCUCAUCCAGUUGCAGAUACAGGACAUUUAAAUAGAUAAAAACACGUUUUAGCAGAACUUUAUAGCAGCUUUAAAUAUCAUUAGCACACAACCAGCUAUGUUUUAGUCUUUUUGUCUGCAUGUAUGUAAUAAUUGUUGUAUGUUUAUGUAUAUUGUUCUUGUUUUUUUGUGUAUAUGUGUUUUGUAUGUAUCUAUGUUCUGCAGACAUGUACAACACAUAAUAUCAAUCAAUCAAUACUAGUGCUGAUAGCUGAUUUUCUACAGAAAUCUUACAAUACUUUAUCUCUUAAAGCAGUAAGAUAACUUUUCCUGAAAGAAAUGGAGUCUAAAAUUGGCAAAACUACAGACCAAGUCUAGAUGGUACCAAAAAACUAUUGAGGUUGGAUACCUUGAUUCUGAGUGAAGACGCCAGAUAAGUAAUGAUUUGGUGAUUUGCAGGUCAACAACAGGUUAAAAUUGGGCUAAAUUUGGUUGAAAACACCAAAAACUCAUAACGAUAGCACCCACAAUCCCUCGCCCUUGUCCUCCUCAGUCAAUUGGGCACGACGCCCAGAGAGUUCACAGCAUGGGAUUUCCAAAUGAUGUGAUUUUGGGGGGAAAAAUUUGAUGAAACCCACCUUCCCCCCCCCAUCCCUCCCUCCCUCCCUCCCUCUCCACCCGGCUGUACAUUACACACAUGAGUUAGCCGACAGUCCUCCUUUCACCAAUUAACACCUACUUUAUUAUAACGUUGACUUCUCCCUAAUGUUCUUGCAUGUGUUUAUGCACUAUUACCUUGACGGAUGCCUAUUCCACAAUUAGACAUAUUUGGCAUAUCAAUAUGCAAAACCUAAAUGGAUUAACCUUCUUUAAAACUAAUGAGCACUUGGAUGCCCAGCUGGGGAAUGGACCUGAAUUAGCAUUUGUCAUCUUUUUUUUGGGGGUGAUGUGAGAAUAAAUAAUUGAAGAGUG